Messenger RNA from Exophiala oligosperma, 1756 nucleotides. RefSeq lists its product as uncharacterized. The coding region runs from base 654 to 1079 and encodes 141 amino acids. The record is from RefSeq and is a predicted model, not a curated record. Lineage: Eukaryota; Fungi; Ascomycota; Eurotiomycetes; Chaetothyriales; Herpotrichiellaceae. The transcript has a single exon.
GGCGUUUACUCAACCGCCCUUCUCGUACUUACGGCACAGCUUACCGAUCCAAGACCCUUUUACACCGUUGCCAUUGUGACUCAGGCAUCCACUAAUCCUUAACUGAAGCAUCUACUAAUCUCAAUUCUGGUCAAAGUCAUAUAUACGAGCUCAUCAUCUCUAGUUCUUCUCAUUCUUCCCCUCUUUUUUCUCCCUACAAGACGAGUACAAAAGAACAACCCUCUACAUUCCACCAUUAGCACUAGCAAAUGCAAAAGCAAUAGCAAUAGCAAACACGUUUCACAAGUACGACUAAGCAGACCCUCGUACAAAAAACAUUUUGCCAUCCGGCUCCGGCCAAGAAAGGUUCAGCCGAAUUUUGUCCAGUCCAGCCUGAUCCUUUUCUCUCACAUGCCAAAAAGAAGAAGGGCGAGGCUACCACUUUGUUGUCCACGUCCUUACUAAAACGCUACUACAUUAUUACAAUACUCCAUCCUCCCGUCACUUUUGAUCGAGUUUUUUUUUCCUUUCCCCUUUCCACCCAAACAACGGUCUCCACCAGAAAAUCCUUUUUCCGGUCGGGACUGUUACACUAUCAACAUAUCUAUAUACCUGCUCGUUUCCCCCAAAACCCACGCACACAAAAUUUCCAAAUCAAGAAACAGUCAGCAACCAUGCCGCUCUCCAUCAUGCAAGAGUUGAGCAGACCGCCCUCACGUGAACUGGCGCCUCCUUCGCCUCAGAGGAGGUUAUCACGCGAAGUCACAUACCAACUCGCCGACACUGCGCGGAGAAAGUCAUCUGAGAAAGUGGUCCGGGAAGACCUGAGGCUCAAACUCAGCCACGACCACAUCCUCGAGUUACUACUACAAGACAUUGCCCGAACGGAACGAGAACGGCAAACGUCACCGACGGAGGAGAAGUACCUUUUGGAGGAGGAGAGGAAGUCGCCGAGAGAGGAGCGAAGACGGAAACAACAACCUUCAGACGAACAACCUCGAUUCGACGACUAUGGUUUCCCAUUAGAAGAUGAAGACGUAGAGGAGGAUCUGGGCGGAUUGGCGUUGAUGAGGACAGAGUCGAGGAGGCCGAGGAGGUGAAGGACUUCUUUACUGCAUCAUGACCUCACCACUCUACGACUUUUAUCGUCCCCAAGACCAUGACGUCGACGAACAUUUUUUUUACGACUUUAUUGCCUCGAAACGUUUUCAUAAUGAUAUACCCCCUACUCGACCACCAGCGUUACUGGUCCGAGUUCGAUGAUGGUUUUUUCCCCCUUCGAGCCGAUGCUGUUCUCUCCUUCACUACGGGAGGGAACAAAACUACGGCAACUUUACAGCCUAUUUCUUCCAAGGCUACUCAACAACGGUGCGCGACGGCAAAGGAUAAUAUUUUGAAGAAGAUCCCGAUGAGGACGAGAUGGAGAUGAAGAUUGGGUCUACGAACGCGGGUUGCUUCGUCCGACGGACACCUUCCAAGACACGACGUCGGGGACAGGCUAUUGGAUGAGCUUUGGGCUCUACACCUGUUUCCUUCACGCCGUGUUGGUCGGUGGUCAUGUCUGUCCUGAAGUACUCAAGCGGAGGAACACGUUGUAGCGCUUUAUUGUUGCUACGAGACCUGGAUCAAACAUUCCAGUCAGACAAACAUGUAGAAGAGGAAAUUGAAAAAAAAAACUCUAUAUUGAACAUGAAGAACAUCCUAUGGUCUUUGCAACUUGUUCGAUUUGUUUCGUUGCGUGCCUCACCGCCCAUCUCGAUCCCGUUCCAUCGCAACA